GUGAAAACUAUCCACAAGAAAACUCAUACAAGUUUAAACCACAAAUCAAAAGAAAUAGCCAAAAUGCCAGCCAUUGGAAUCGAUUUGGGCACCACAUACUCCUGCGUGGGAGUCUUCCAACACGGAAAAGUGGAGAUCAUUGCCAACGACCAGGGUAACCGUACCACUCCAUCGUACGUGGCCUUCACCGACUCGGAACGCCUUAUUGGAGAUGCCGCUAAGAACCAGGUGGCCAUGAACCCCAGGAACUCUGUGUUCGAUGCCAAGCGUCUGAUUGGGCGUCGUUUUGACGAUUCCAAGAUCCAGGACGACAUAAAACACUGGCCGUUCAAAGUGAUCAACGAUAACGGCAAGCCAAAGAUAAGCGUUGAGUUCAAGGGCGCGGAUAAGUGUUUCUCUCCCGAGGAGAUUAGCUCGAUGGUACUCACCAAAAUGAAGGAAACUGCAGAAGCCUACCUGGGCACUACAGUGAAGGACGCUGUCAUCACUGUGCCGGCCUACUUCAACGACUCCCAGCGCCAGGCAACAAAGGAUGCCGGUGCAAUCGCUGGCAUCAAUGUGCUCCGCAUCAUCAACGAGCCAACAGCGGCGGCUCUGGCCUACGGCCUGGACAAGAAUCUGAAGGGAGAGCGCAAUGUGCUUAUUUUCGAUCUGGGCGGUGGUACUUUUGACGUCUCCAUCUUGACCAUUGACGAGGGAUCCCUGUUUGAGGUGCGCUCCACUGCGGGAGACACCCAUCUGGGUGGCGAGGACUUUGACAACCGCUUGGUUAACCACUUUGCCGAGGAGUUUAAGCGCAAGUACAAAAAAGAUCUGCGCUCCAACCCACGCGCACUGCGUCGCCUUCGCACUGCAGCCGAGCGCGCAAAGCGCACCCUUUCCUCCAGCACGGAGGCUUCUUUGGAGAUUGACGCCCUGUACGAGGGACACGACUUCUACUCGAAGGUGAGCCGCGCCAGAUUCGAGGAACUUUGCGGUGACCUCUUCCGCAACACACUGGAGCCAGUUGAGAAGGCACUCAAAGACGCCAAAAUGGACAAGAGCCAGAUCCACGACAUAGUCCUGGUUGGAGGCUCUACUCGUAUUCCCAAGGUUCAGAACCUGCUGCAGAACUUCUUCGGCGGAAAGACCCUGAACUUGUCAAUCAAUCCGGACGAGGCGGUGGCCUACGGAGCAGCCAUCCAGGCAGCAAUUCUGUCGGGCGACGAGAGCAGCGAGAUCAAGGACGUUCUACUGGUCGAUGUUGCCCCACUCUCGUUGGGCAUAGAAACCGCCGGCGGGGUGAUGACCAAGCUGAUUGAGCGCAACAGCCGCAUUCCGUGCAAGCAGUCCAAGACCUUCACCACCUACGCCGACAACCAGCCGGCGGUGACUAUUCAAGUGUUUGAGGGCGAGAGGGCUCUGACUAAGGACAACAAUGUAUUGGGCACAUUCAACCUCACUGGCAUUCCGCCCGCACCCCGUGGAGUGCCCAAGAUCGACGUCACUUUUGAUUUGGACGCAAACGGUAUCCUAAAUGUGACCGCCAAGGAGCAGGGCACUGGCAACGCCAAGAACAUUACCAUCAAGAACGACAAGGGUCGUCUUUCGCAGGCGGACAUCGACCGCAUGCUCAGUGAGGCGGAGAAGUACGCCGAGGAGGACGAGCGCCAUCGCCAACGGAUCGCCGCCCGCAAUAAACUGGAGACCUAUGUGUUUGGUGUAAAGGAGGCGGCCGAAAAUGGUGGCGAUCGCAUCAGUGCAGCCGACAAGAACAGUAUUCUGGAGCGUUGCAGCGACACGAUAAAGUGGUUGGACAGCAACACCACCGCCGAGAAGGAUGAGUACGAGUACAAACUGAAGGAAAUGGAACAGUUCUGCAGCCCCAUCAUGACCAAGAUGCACCAGGGAGGUGGAGAUGGCCAGCAGGCUCCAAACUUUGGACAACAAGCAGGAGGUUACAAGGGUCCCACCGUCGAGGAGGUGGACUAAUUCAAACGAAGUCCUCCUAUGUUGAUCUCAUAACCAAAAAUACUCAAAUAUCUAAAAAUAUAGUUCCAAAAUGCUAUUAAGUAUUAAUAAAUAUUAUAUAUGACUUGCCAAAGCACAUAAAAUUUGU
Molecule: messenger RNA, 2098 nt
Organism: Drosophila sechellia
Lineage: Eukaryota; Metazoa; Arthropoda; Insecta; Diptera; Drosophilidae
Gene: Hsp68
Product: Heat shock protein 68
Exons: 1
Coding region: 64-1971 (635 amino acids)
Molecular function (GO): ATP-dependent protein folding chaperone; ATP binding
Source: RefSeq, a predicted model, not a curated record